Messenger RNA from Laetiporus sulphureus 93-53, 876 nucleotides. RefSeq lists its product as uncharacterized. The coding region runs from base 1 to 876 and encodes 291 amino acids. The transcript has 4 exons. Lineage: Eukaryota; Fungi; Basidiomycota; Agaricomycetes; Polyporales; Laetiporaceae. The record is from RefSeq and is a predicted model, not a curated record.
AUGGCAUACUGGGUAUGGCACAACGCCGAUGCAUGGAUGAGGGACUGUAGCAGGCCGUUUCCUUCACUCAAGUUCCACAUCGGAUACCCUCUCUUUUGGUUCCGUGGACGGCUAGUCCCUGUAAAGCAGACAAGCCAUAUGUCUCUUCCAUCUGCUCCACCAACCCCAACGACAACUGAGCCCUCCAUAAACGAGUCAAAUUUCCAUCUCGCAAUAUUAAUUGGUGCGGGUCUGGGUGUGGCGGCAGUGGUGAUGGGAAUCCGGGCGCGGCGUAUGUUGGGAUCACGCUCAGCCCGGGUGGGACAAGUUGCUGUCUAUUAUCGUGCACGAACACCGAGUCCGACGGAGUGCUCCCGCUCGCCGUCAAUACCGCCUGGACGCUUUCGUGCAGUGUCUCUUCAGGUCGUGCAAUAUCCUCCACCAAAACCGAGGGAUCCCGAGGAAGUCCAAGACAAGUACAUGAGACUCAAGCGAGAGAUUUUUGAGCUCGAAGAAAAAUACAAAGAGAUCCUCAUGGAGCUCAAGACUUCAGACGAACAAAAUGAAAAAUGGAGAUCAGAGCAAGCUUUGCUGCUUGAUCAAAUUGCGGAACUCGAGUGCAAUCCCCAGGUCAAUCCCGGAGCACCCAUCCCUGCACCUCUAUUUUCUGCCCAUAAACACCUCGUCAACAACCUCCGACAAGCCAUCGACGAGGUUGAGCACGAAGAUCCCGACAUCGACCCCCUCGUCCUCUCGCGCUCCGAAUCGCCUGUUUCACCGCUUGAUCCUUCCGAGGAUGACUUUCUGCCACUUAGCCCUGCGCGCGUCUCCAUCACUGCUGCGGAUGCCAUCAUCCCCGCGGGGUUCCUCGUCUACUCGCCCAGGACAAUUGCCUAA